This is a messenger RNA of Hymenoscyphus albidus, 727 nucleotides long. NCBI's taxonomy places the organism in Eukaryota, Fungi, Ascomycota, Leotiomycetes, Helotiales, Helotiaceae. The record is from the annotation of a GenBank genome assembly.
AUGAAGUUUUAUCAAGUAUUGGCAUUUGCCAUGGAGUUAGGCGUCGUGUCUGCAUCACCCAUUGAUUGUUCCAGGAGUUCAAGUUGCUGCGAAAAUAAGCGAGCGCGGCCUUGAAACUCGAGCUCCACCAGAUGUGGGGUUCUUCGACCAAACCGGAGAUCGACCAAAUCUCGACAUAAUUCCGACCAAUUUUCUAGAGGCUGGAAAUCUCGACAGAAAGUGGGCCAUACCGAUAUGUAGAGAGGUCACGAAAUUCGAUCCUCACCAGACUGAUAAAUCGGGCACAUUCAACUACAACAUCCAAGGCACCCACAAAAAAGGACUCACUCUCAUCCAUGAGAAGAAAUACUUGCAUCUCAUUGUUACCUUCACUUGCGCCGAUCCAGAGGUUCUGCCAAACUAUAAUUUGAUGGACCUUUGCACAAAUGCCAUUCAUCAAGCCGCCCAAACAACACACGAACUCAAAUACGGGUUUCUCGAUAAGCAGACUGUUUAUUCUGUCGUUGCCAACCACGAAAUUAGGAUCCAAUCAACUGAACCAAAAAAUCAACCACAUAAACGCAGUUACUUUGGCAAACCCUUCGGAUUUAUAAACAUUCAAAAAUUCGAUGAGCCCAAAAAACGCAGCACUUUCGGUAGUCCAUUUGGGGUGAUUAACCUUCAAAUUGGCGAUGAGGCGAAAAAUGUCGCUCUUUUCAAUAUCAAUGGCCUUCCAGGGAAGAAAUAG